Messenger RNA from Rhizophagus irregularis DAOM 181602=DAOM 197198, 1589 nucleotides. The record is from RefSeq and is a predicted model, not a curated record. NCBI's taxonomy places the organism in Eukaryota, Fungi, Glomeromycota, Glomeromycetes, Glomerales, Glomeraceae.
ACAGUAUUUUCAUAUUUUCGUAAAGAUGGGAGUUAUGUUAAAUGAUACUUAUGUUCAACUUGCUUUUGGAUCAUUAAUAAUGUUGGUUUCAUAUGUUUUACUGCGCCGAGUAAAAUAUUUAAAACUGAAAGAACCUCCUCUCGUACCUUACAAAUAUCCAAUUAUUGGUCACACAAAUGAUUUUUAUAAAGAUAACAAGAAUUUUAUUAAAAAAUGUCAUGCGGAGUACGGGGAAAUCUUUUCAUUAUUUGUGUUUGGUAAAGUUAUAACUUUUGUUGGUAAAGAACUUUCCUGUGAAAUUCUCAAGAAUCACAAAGAUUUUAGUUUUAUCGAAGCUAGCAGAGAGAACUUUCCAUUUGAAAAUUUUUUGAAUCGUCCAAACGAAUUCACUGAUACAUUUCCUAAAAUGGUUCAAAUAAAUUUAUCCGGGCAGAUAAAAUUAUAUACAGAACGAGUUCAGAGGCAACUAAUUAAAUCUAUUGAUGAAAUGAUUGGAAAUGGUAAAGUUUUAGAACCUCCUUUAAAAUUCUUUCAAUUUAUCAUUGCAAAACCGAUUGCUGCUACUAUGGUCGGUGAAGAGUUAUCUGAUGAUAAAGAAUUGGUGAAUUCGUUUGCUAAUGUUACAACAGAUUUUAUUCCGUUCUUAUCUAUUUCACCUGUUUUGAACUUUAUUCAUCCUUAUUUGCAUCAGCAAGUAAUGAUAAUCGUGUUUAAAUAUUUAAACAAUCCUUUUAAAAUGCAUAGAGAAUUGAUUAAAAAAAAGAUUACACCCGUGAUUGAAAAACGGUUACGUGAAAUGAAAGAAUCAGGCGAUAAUUACGUUUCUCCGAUUGAUAUUUUACAACGAUAUACUGAAUUAUUACAUAAAGAUUAUACUGUUGAUAUUGAUGUUGUAACUGAUUAUAUGAUUAUCUCCAUCUUUGCUUCUGUGCAUACAACUUCUAAUUUUCUUACAUUCUGUCUACAUGAAUUGGUAAAUAAUCCACAAUUUCUUAAAGAAAUAUUAGAAGAACAAGAGCAGUUAUAUAAAAGUAAUGAAAAAUCUUAUUAUUCUACCGAACAAAUCGCUAGAAUGGAGAAAUUAGAUAGUUUUAUUAAAGAAACUCUGAGAGUAAAUGUAAACAAUGUUGCAUUGCAACAUAAAACACUUUCUUCUUAUUUUACAUUUUCAAAUGGAUAUCAAGUUCCAAAAGGUCGACUUGUUAAUAUUUGUUCAGGAGAAAUUCAUUCAGAUAAAGAAUUACAAGGUCAAUAUGCUGAUGAAUUUAACGCGUUUCGAUACUUGAAAAAGAAUUCACCAGCAACACGCGCCGACAAAGUUUCCUAACAUUUGGUUUAGGGAAACAUACGUGUCCGGGAAGACACUUUGCUGUUAACGAAAUUAAACUUACAUUACAUUACUUAUUAUUAAAAUAUGAUAUUAAAAAGGCUAGUAUUGAAAAGAUUAAACCAAAAAUUUAUGGAGCUUUAAAAUUUCCUAGUGAUGAAGGAUUAAUAUUUGAAAAGAGAGAGUUAAAAUAGUUUUGGCACGUGACAGUCGUGACGUAACCUGAAUGUUAUUGGCGAAGUGGCAAUUUUAUUUUACUCAU